AUGGAUCCAAAAAAUCAGACAAUGAUGCUUUACUUCGUUCUUAAAGGAAUUUCAGAUAUUCCAGAACUUCAAGCUUUGAUCUUCUUCUUGGUUCUUCUUAUAUAUCUAAUCACAUUCGGUGGAAACUUGACCAUUCUUCUCUUGGUGUUCUUGGACUCAGUGCUCCACACUCCCAUGUAUUUCUUCUUGUGUAACCUUUCUGUUUUAGACUUAUCUUCCAUCACAGUUACUCUACAUAAGGUCCCCUCCAUGUUUGUAAUGAACAAUAAUACUGUAUCUUUCACUGAAUGUAUGGUACAGGUGUGUAUUUUUUCAUGGCUCUCUGGCAAUGAGUUGAUACUACUAACAGCAAUGAGCUAUUAUCGCUACGUCGCCAUCUGUAACCCCUUGCGUUAUACGACUGUCAUGAACAAGAGAUUCUGUGCAUCUUUAGCGUUAUUCUGUUGGGCAAUUAGUCUUUUACAGAUAUUACCUCCCAUGGUUAUUCUAGCAAGGUUUAGUUGUUACACGUCUCAUGUCAUUAACCAUUUCUUCUGUGACAUCAUGCCGUUGAUUGAUGUUUCCUGUAGUGACACGUCCAUUUUACAAUUGCUGAUAUUCACCGAGGGGGUCCUUCUGUCAACCUUCACUCCAUUUCUUCUUACCUUCAUCUCUUAUGUGUUCAUUAUUAUUGCCAUAAUAAGAAUACAGUCUAGAAGUGGGAGAUCGAAAGCCUUCUAUACCUGUUCCUCCCACCUUACAGUUGUCGGCCUUCAUUACUCUAGUCUUGUCUUUCAGUAUUUGACUCCGAUUCGCACCUUCAAGUCCAAUAAAAUUUUGGCUUUGUUCAACACAGCCAUAGUUCCCAUGCUAAAUCCAGUUAUCUACAGCUUGAAAAAUAAAGAUGUAAAGUCAGCUAUUCAAAGAAAAAUCCACUAUUUUAUGACACAGACAACCUGUCUAUAA
Molecule: messenger RNA, 945 nt
Organism: Bufo bufo (common toad)
Lineage: Eukaryota; Metazoa; Chordata; Amphibia; Anura; Bufonidae
Product: olfactory receptor 6C3-like
Exons: 1
Coding region: 1-945 (314 amino acids)
Biological process (GO): G protein-coupled receptor signaling pathway
Cellular component (GO): membrane
Molecular function (GO): G protein-coupled receptor activity; olfactory receptor activity
Source: RefSeq, a predicted model, not a curated record